Messenger RNA from Ostrea edulis (European flat oyster), 5065 nucleotides. RefSeq names its product zinc finger protein 423-like. The coding region runs from base 469 to 4956 and encodes 1495 amino acids. The transcript is spliced from 13 exons. Lineage: Eukaryota; Metazoa; Mollusca; Bivalvia; Ostreida; Ostreidae. The record is from RefSeq and is a predicted model, not a curated record.
UUUUGCAAUUCUACUUUCAAUUUAACCUAGGUGAGACGACUCGAUGAUUGAAAGGAACCCUGCUGGGACCGCCAGCAUGCACCGCCUCCCUCAGGAAAGCUGGAUCGGAUCAUUUAUUAUAGUUCCAUACACCCAGCUAACGCGGCUGAAAUUACCAGUAUUGAUUCAACAAUCGGCUCGGGUCGCGCGGGACUUCGAGCCGCGCAGCUGUCGAUGCGCGCCGAACUCCCAAUGGACCCUCCCCAGGGGGUGCUUUAGUUACAGAGCUAUUCAAUAUUUAUUUCUGACGUCGACAGCAAAAAUCCCACAUGCUGUGCUUAAGCUUUCAGAGGAAAAUUGUGCAAACGCUUUUCCUUCUUGACUGGAUCGAAAAUAGACGAAUUUUUUUAUCUUCUAAAGAAUGAAAGCGUUUCUUUUGCAUGUUUUUCAAUUAGUGUUUUCGGAAUUAACAAUAUUUGAAGUAUAAAAAUGUCACGCAGAAAACAAGCACGACCGAGGCUAUGUAAACGUGAUGAUGAAGAGGAAGAAAAUGAAAAUCUUUUAGCAGGAACUGGUGAAGAGACCCCCGGAGUUUCCAUUUCCCAAGACAGCAUGUCUCCCAGUCAAGGAGUAAUGGAAUACAGCCUGAGAGAUGAAGUUCAGUCAGAAACAACCGGCCCAGCCGCCAAACUCCCCAAAUUUGACUCUGAUGAAGCCUCGGACCUGCGAUGUGACGCCUGCGGUGCUAUCUUUCACAACCUGACCCAGUUUAUGGAUCACCGCAAUUUUGAGUGUUCAACUGGCAGUGAGAGUGAAACACAGUGGACCAUAGACAAUUUAGCAGUGAAUAUAGGACAACCUGAGUCCCCUUCCUCUGAUGACUCAGGGGACGAAGGACCUUCUCUUGAAAUGCCCCUGUCCCCGGGGCUGGAGAAUCUGACUCCAGAGGAUGUACCUGGAGUGGUAGGAGUAUCCCAGACAAAUCCCUAUGGCUGCCACUUCUGUGAUAGAGCUUUCACCCGACUGAGCUACUUAAAGAUUCAUGAACAGAUACACAGCGAUCAGUUGCCGUUUAAGUGUUUGGUGUGCAGCAGAAGAUUCCGUCACAAACGCAGCAGAGACCGCCAUGUCAAACUCCACACAGGCGAGAAAAAGUACAAAUGUUCCCAGUGUCAAGCUGCUUUUGUCAGGAGUGACCAUCUUAAGAGCCAUAUGAAAACCCAUGAUUCUGUUAAAACCGGUUUCCAGUGUGAAAUCUGCCAGCAGUCAUUUCCCAGUCUAGACGUCAUGAUGUCGCACAUGGCCACACAUGAGCAAUCACCAGACAGCAAGAGUAUGGAGUUAAAGUGUCUGUACUGCCCUCUUGUAUUUACUACCCUGUCUGACUUCAGACUGCAUCUGAUAGAUCACGAAAAGACUCCUAGCCAGAAUUUCCUCUGCUCCCUUUGUGGCAGUGUAUACCCAUCCCAAGAUGAUCUAGACAAUCAUGUAGAAAAAAUGCAUUUGGAUGAAACAAAGAAUAAAUGUCCUCUGUGUUCAGAGGUGUUUCUUAACCUGUUUGACUUGUAUGCUCAUAUGAGUUCUCAUGAAAAUGAGAUCAAAGGUCAAGGAGCAUGUCAAGUGAAGCCCUUACAAGGAGCGUCCCUGCAGGGAGAGUUACUGGUCUGUCCAUACUGCUUCUGCAGUGACUUUGACAGCCUAGAAGUCCUGGAGAUUCACAUGCAGAGUGUUCACUCAGUUAAACCUGCUGAAGUCUACACGUGUAACUACUGCAAUGCUCCAUAUAAAAACUUGUACAGUCUGCAUGAACAUAUGAGGGCUGUCCACCAAAACCAGCCCUGUCUAGACAUUAAGUAUCCAUGCUCUUUGUGUUCAAGGCAAUUUGGCAGCAUAGAAACUCUCAUUCAACACAAAAGAGCCUUGCAUCCAAGUGAACAUCGGAAAUCAAAAGCUGAGCUUCUGAAGCAUACAUUGCUGGAUCAUCACAGACCAGAGCUAGCAGGGAAGCAAAAGAAACUUUACACCCAGACAAAUCUGAAGAUACCAACUCCAAGAAAGACAAACUUUACAAACUCAAACUUCAGAGGAUCUGAACAGAACAAAGAGGAGAUAACUUGCGAGCAGUGUAAUGCUCGGUUUUAUGAUUUUCUUCAUUUUCAGAAUCAUAUUAAGAUGCACAUGGAGACAAAGGUGCCAGGAACACUCCAAGAGGCUUUGUCCUCUCCAGGGCUGUCGUCUGUUAUGUCGCCUGUCUCUGUGUCAUCAUCUUUGUCGCCAGGUGCCUCAGGCUUGUCAUGCACACACUGCAGUUUGAGAUUUCCGAAUGAGGAACAGCUGGAGAAACACAGUGUGUCUCAUUAUCUGAGUGUGUCCACUGAGUAUGGCUGUACAACCUGUGUGAAGCUGUUCGCCAAACCUGAUGAGCUGCAGAAACAUUUAAUGGAUAUUCAUGCCCAUCAUCUGUACAGGUGUGCUUUGUGUAAGGAGAUAUUUGAUUCAAAAGUAAACAUCCAAGUCCACUUUGCUAUCAAACACAGCAAUGAGUGUAAACUGUACCGAUGUACAAAGUGUGACUCCAUGUUCAGAUCCGAGAUGGAAUGGAGUGUCCACGUAAGAGUCAAUCACCUGCAGAUCGCAAAACCAUACAGGUGCCUGUUUUGUAAAGACGGAUUCUGCUCAGAGAUGGAGCUGCAGUGUCACCUGACCACACACAGUCGGCCUUUCAAGUGCUCCAUGUGUUCAGAGUCAUUCCAUGUAGAGUACCUGUUGGAUAAGCACGUCCAGAGUGUUCACUCCACAGAGGAUGGGGGAAGCACACCGUCACCCUCCCAGCAUGGGUCUGAUAGAACCACGCCCAAGCGACAGCACUCACCAGCAGUCAAAGUCAAGGUUGAAAAGGACCUACUGGAUAUGAAUUAUGGUGGCAACAAGGAGCCUCAUUCUGAAGGUGUGACCUUCUUUUCUCCACGUGCUAGUCCUGGGAUAUGGAAAUCCUCUGAUUUGACCUUUACCUGUAAUAUCUGUGACAUGAAGUUUUCCCACCACCCAGCUCUCCUCAGCCACAAAGCUCAUGACCAUGGUCUCUCAGCAAUACUUAAAGCCGUCAGUGCAGAACAAGAUAACAAACCCCAGUAUGCACUGGACAAUUACCACAAUCUUGAGAAAGACAAGACUCCAGACCCCCCAACCAACAAAGAUAAGGUGUCCGUGUCACAUGUGGAAACCUCCCUCCCUACCUCCAAGUCCCUGCCUGUCUUUGUUUCACCUGAAAGACUCUCUAUAUCCUGCAUGUACUGCAGCCAGACCUUCAAAAACCGACAUGAAAUGGAAAAACAUAUGAAGAUACAUUUGAACAAUGGGGAUGAGAAGUGCAAUAUUUGUGAUAGAGUGUUCCCCACACCAAGCAUCCUAGCAGAACAUAAGCUGACCCACUGCAAGAUAAAGGAAGGGAAUGUGUGUGUCCUGUGUAAGGUGGUUCUGAAAUCUGAAGAACAAUUUUACGUCCACACUCAGGAACAUGGCUUCCAGAGCACCUACAUCCAAUGUCUUAUAUGUCGUCAAACGCUGGUAUCAAUGGUUGAACUGCAAAUGCAUGGCAGACAUCAUUUUCAGUCUGCUAACAGUUCUUUCACUUGUUGUGUCUGUCUAGAAGCAUUCAAAUCCAAGGAUAACAUGGUCUCUAAAGUAAAUGCAAGUGGUCGUAACUACUUUGUCUGCAAAAUGUGUUACCAUGGCAGCAAGUCUCUUUACCACUGUGAUGCCUGUGGGGACAGCUUUGUGAACCCUCUUCAGCUAGAAGCACAUGUUGUCACUCACCAUGGCAGCAGACAAGAGCACACAUGUCAUAAAUGCCAGGCCACAUUCCAAUCUAGCCUUCUGUUGAAGGCUCACAACUUGUCCCACCACUCCUCUGGAUCCUCCUCUGAGUUCACAUGCUCUCAGUGUCCAGCUAUUUUUUCAAGUCCUCUUCAGCUAGAGACGCAUAAACAAACACACAAAAAAUCAUACACUUGCAUCAAGUGUCAGGAAUCAUUUGACUCAGAAGAAGAAAUUCAGAUUCAUGUCGCUACUCAUGUCAUGAAAGAGGGCAAUGUUCAUGAGUGUAAACUGUGUUUUCUAAGCUUCACAUCUCCUGCAAAACUGCAGUGCCAUCUUAUAGAACACACCUACCAGAACUGUGAGUAUAGAUGCAGUGUAUGCUGCCAUCUUUUCACCACUGCUGCAGAUAUCCAGCAGCAUGCUGUGGAGCAUGGACUGGGAGCUCGAAGAUAUGCCUGCUCACAUUGCAGCCAAAAGUUCUUCUUCAGUGCAGAAUUGGAGAAUCACCAAAUAUGUCAACAUGGUGUCCAUGGUGACAAGCACAUAGUCAAUACACAGCCAAUCACGAAUGGAAAAGAUAUAAAUAUAAAAAAAGAAAACCUGAGCAACGCUAUUUUACAGAAUGAUGCAUCACUCAAAAAAGUGAAUGGUGAAUCUUUAGAACUUCAUUGUCCUGUCUGCUCACAAGUAUUCUCCAAAAUAUCGGAGAUCAUUAGUCAUAUCCAAGAGCACUGUGAACAGGAAACAGUCAAUGGGGAAUCAGACAGCAGAGUCAGUGAGGGUCUCAAGAGUUGUCCUGCCUGUAAGAGUCAGUUCACAAAGCUGACGGAUCUUCAAGAUCAUCUACAAACGGAUCACGCUGAAACAAAACUUUCCUGUUGUAUUUGUAAGAAGAUGUUCACUCAUUCCAAGACCCUUAAACUCCAUAUGCGAUUACAUAAUGCCAGUAAAGGCUAUGAGUGCUCGAUCUGUCACAAAAGAUUUACAAGGAAAGAAAACCGGAAAGCUCACAUGAAAACACACAAAGGGCUCAAGUCAACAUUAUAUCAGUGUCUGGCUGAUACUAGUGAUAAACCUAAAGAGACAGUAAAUGGUGGGAAGAAAAUGGUGCAGUCGUCGUUAGAAGCAGAGUUAUCGACCCUGAAUGGUGCUGAAUAAGUCUGUGUUGUUUUUGUCUAUGAUAGUGCUAUAUUUUGAUAUUGUUGUACUUCAUGAGAUAUAUUCGUUUUGAUUUGUUGUUUUGUACUGCAUUAAAGGCUUAACUGAA